GCAUUGGUGAGAUCAGAGGUGGGGCUAUUUUUGGCCUUUGAACUCUGUAAGCUUUGUGGCGUUGCAAACGUUUACCUGGCUGUCAAUGAAGGUAGAUCUGGCUGAUGCCCAUCGAAACCGCCCUGCAUCCUAGUCAUAUACAUUCAAUAUACUUCACCUCCUUAAUAAGCUGCUAGGGCCUCUUCUACUUCAUUCUUAACCUUGUGUCAUUCCCUCGUGCAAAUUCAUUCUAAGCUUUUUCGCUACCAUUCCUCCAAACAUUUUUCAUAGCAAUCUUGAUUCUUCAUCGGCCAUAAACGCAUUUUUCCUGCAUAGCCUACCUUGAUUUUGCUUGCGAAUGCUACAUUGAGUGGAAUUUCGAACUCAUCGAAGCAUUCUCGAACCUCAGAUUAUACUAUCUAGUCGAUGGAAGAUCCCCGUAAUACUUUGCCAUCAGGAUAUCCAUCGCAACAGCUUCAACUGGACGAAUCCAGUGGGCUUUCGAGGCUCAAAGAGCCUCUUUCGGAUUCUGCGGGUAACGCUCAGCUUCACGAGCUGGCGUCUGGACACAUAUAUCAUGAUAAUAAGAGACACCCGAUGAGGGGACAAGAAAGGUCAAUGUAUUCUAUGCCUACUCUACCAUCACAGCCUCUGCGCCCACCUGUCGGCAAUACCCUUGAACUUCGAAAACGACACAAUCGGCAACAACGUUUCAACAGACAUAGUAAUCGUAACCCUAUAGUUGAUUCGCCUCAGUAUCAAGCAUACCGAGCUCGGGCAAAUCGUGAUGGAAACAACUCCAGUGACUCAAAGUGGCCGGAGGUUCUUGAGAAUGCGUUUCUUGAUGGUUAGUAUAACACAAGCAUCGUAACAAUGGAAAAAGACUGACACUGUCUAAGCUCUUCUUGCCAUCCCCUAUAUGGGAAGACGAAAGUUUUCUUUCAAGGGUAAACCUCAUGGUCGGAACGAGCUUAUCAGGGAAUAUAUUUGGAUCGCAUACAAGAAUACACUAGCUCCUGGUCAACGUCCAGAUCCUACAAUGAUGCGCAACCGAAAGCAGGUUUCUAGUCACAUUCAAGUUUUAAAAGGGUUUUUGAAUCCACAUCCUGCAUUAUGUAAGAAAUCCACACCGAUGAUCUUGAAGUGUAGUCUAACAUUUCUCAGUCCAGCGCCUCUUUCCACCGAAUAAGGGACCCAAGAAUGGUUUCGAAGAUUCGUUCAAGAAGGACCCUACACUUAUAGCACUUUCGCAAGGUCGACUACCCAGCAGACGUCACGAUCAUUAUGAUGGCCUCAAUCAAAUAAUACUUAGUAAUCAUCAUCCUAUGAAGCCUGCUGCAUUCUGGUUGCUCAUGACGCCUUUCGCGGUACCAAAUGAACGAAAUGGAAUCAUGAAAAGCGAACAAGAUCUUCGAAGAGAUGGCCUAGUACUUCACAGGUACUCAGGCUUAUCGUUAUCAGAGCCACGCGGAAGUCUUGAAUCAAUACUGCACUGGCGACAAAAGUUUCCUCACUUGGCACAAUUACAUUCUACCAACGAUUUGAAUUGUGAUAUCAUUCAUAUGAAUGUGUCGUUGAAUCUGAUGAAAACUCACGCGCCAGAUAACAGUGAGCUCCUCACUCGGUUGGAGAUGUCUAUACCAGGGCAAGAUUAUGCUGGAUUUAAAUGGCAAUCCGUAACGAGCUUAAUUAAACCUGCAGAGCUAUACGGUGAUCCUACUAGGGACCCGGUUCUAGAAGGCACACCAUUACCAAUGACGGUUCUCGGGAUGACCGAAAGCGAAACUCGAAUCAAAGUCGCAAUACCUGCUGAAACUUGGGCGUACACAUUCACACAGCUUAUGAACCUUCAUUUUGAAAUUGAAAAGAAACGUCUUUCACAAUCAUUCGGAGGGGAUGGUUUAGGUCGUCCCAUAAACUCUGUUCGAGAGUAUGUUGAUCGAAUCUCAAUGUAUCAAGAGCUACAAUCUUCGGCCGGUGAUAGAAUGCCAUUCAUCCGACGAGCCAUUCUCAUCUGGACAUUUCAUAAAGCUCGCAGUGGAGAAGGAAAUGAAACCACCUGGCGUUAUGUUGACCCAGCUCCUCCACGCCACAUGUGCAUGUCACCACCGCCACAUCUUCACAACCAUAACCUUCCCAACCUUGAACAGUACAGUUCCUGGCCGGAAUCACCUCUUCACCUCCAACAACCUAAUCUUCUCGAUUCUUUUGUGCAAGGCCUUGCUACUCCUCCGCAAACAGCUAGUCUGCAAUCUCCCUUUGAUACGACAGGCUAUACAUAUCCUGCUCAGCAUUUCGACAUGUCUAAUGAAAACAUAAGUUUCGUGUCCCAUGCAACUGUGGACAGCGAAUCUACGCUUGUAAAUGGCAACGAUCCUACGAAUCAAAUCGAUAAUUUUUUGACUAAUUCAGGGGGGGUUAAUAUGGGAGCUUACGGGGAUGUGAACGGUCACUAUUAUGGUCAUUUACCGAGCAAUACCGUUAAUGCUAACGAAUCAUUUGAUGCGGACCCAGCGUGGGCAAAUUAUUCCGUACCAGCUAGUACGCCCUGGGAGCACAGUGAGGAAACUAAAGGGUUAGCAUGGCCGGAUACCAGUACCCAGAUUGAACCUAUCCAUAAACAUUCCUGGUCGAACGGCGCACAAGAGCAGAAACAGGCACAAGCGACAUGGAAUGGAGAAGAUAUGGAUAUUAAUGGUGUUCAUGUUAAUGGAAGGGACAAUGUUACUGGUAAACAUGGAAAUGAACCCCCUUGGUCUGAUGCGGUGAUGGGCAGUAGUCCGAGUAAACAGAAUGGUAAUGGGUAUAUUGAGAAUAACAUUGAGGCGAAAUUAUUACCUUGGAUUGAGCAGGCUACUGCGGAAGAAGAGGCACAAGCACAAGCUAGAAGGAACGCCGUGGACUAUGGGAGUAAUGUUGAUGUUAUGGGUGUAGGUGUGGAUGUCGAUGUCGAUGCUGGUGUUGGUGUUGGCGUACAGCUGGAAAGAAACGUCGCAGAGGAUGUUAAUGAACAUAAUAACAUUACGAAAGACGGGCACUUCGAACAUCACGAUCGCGACACGCAUAAGCAAAAUCAUCAUCGACCUCAUCAACACGAUGCAUUGGAACAAACAGAAUGGCCCCGCAACGACGAGAUUAAUGGCGUUGGAGUCGGAGUUGGAGUUGACAUCGCACACUCUAACGGAUACGAUUUCGACCACCUAGAUGAAAGCAUCUCUGUGAAAUCUUGAUUCCGAAAUGUUUUACUAGCAUACCUACCUACAUUCUCUGUUACAAAAAGUGUUCAAUUGGACUUUUCCUUCGUUUUAUUUUUAUUUUCAAGGCUAGCAUGGGUU
Messenger RNA from Sclerotinia trifoliorum, 3314 nucleotides. The record is from the annotation of a GenBank genome assembly. NCBI's taxonomy places the organism in Eukaryota, Fungi, Ascomycota, Leotiomycetes, Helotiales, Sclerotiniaceae.